AUGGUCGCUGCAGUAGGAAAAACUGCUCGCAAGCCUCCAGGCCUGAAGUGGACAACGAUUUGGCGCGAGCUCCGUAGAGAAGGAUGGAAGGUGAAGAAGCCAACGAGGGGUAACCUUGAGACGCAGUUCCGCUACGUACGACCAGGCGGUAACCCGAGCGGGCAGGCUGGUGUGGACUACUUUCUAAGCGAGGAUGCAGUGUUUGACAACUACGUUUAUGAGCGCAUACGGUCGACCCCUAAUACGCAUAUGCAGGAUACGGCAACGGUGCAGCCAGAUUCUGGAACGCAUAUGCAGUCUACGCCACCUAGCGAGCAGUCGUUUCCCCCAUCAGCACCAGUGACAACGCCAGCUCUAGUGACGGCACCAGCACCUGUGACGACGCCAGUUCGAGUGAUAACGCCAGCCCCAGUAACGGCACCAACUCCAGUAACAACACCAGCUCCAGUAACGACACCAGCUCCAGUGCCGACACUAGCUGCAGUUCCAACGCCAGCUCGAUUGACGAUACCGGCUCCAUCGGGAGGCCUACAAGCUGGUGAGAACUCGUCAGAGACGGCACGUGUCUGUAACUACGGACGUCGUUCCGGAAGACGGCAGAUACUCAUUCCGACGUCACCGCACAUGUCUGAUUCAGACGACGACAACACGGGGGAUGACGACGAUGCCUCGUGCGAAGACGACGCAAGCUAUACCCCAGACGAUGAGAGCACCGCAGACGACCCUACGGAAAACCACGACAAUGGGACGCUAUGCUGCAUGUUUGAAAGCGAAGUGGAGGCCCAAGGUGACGCGAUACUGGCCGGCAAUGAGGACUGUUUGAACGUUACCCUCGCGGAUGAGAAUGGAGCUUAG
Molecule: messenger RNA, 855 nt
Organism: Phytophthora nicotianae INRA-310
Lineage: Eukaryota; Oomycota; Peronosporomycetes; Peronosporales; Peronosporaceae
Exons: 3
Coding region: 1-855 (284 amino acids)
Source: RefSeq, a predicted model, not a curated record